UAUUUUGAUUGAUUCGCCUUUAGGUUGCAUGUUCUUCUGCAUACAAAUUGUACGUCGAAUCCUGGUUCCAAAAUGAACCAAGCGGAAGUAGCCAAGCUGAUGUCGCAGCUGAAGAUUGCCGUUCGACCCCGGCAUCGCAACCUUAAAAACAAGGAUGGUCCCGAGGGUCGGCUGGAGAAGCUGCGCAAAACUGUGACGGCCUUGGUUAAGCACGAACGUAUCGAACUGAACUAUCAGCGGGCGGACGAAGCGCGCGGUUACGCUGAGCGGCUAAUAUCGGACGCCAUUCGCUACGGUGACCGGCACCGGCAGACGAUGGAAAUGGCCGACUUUUGGUUGGUGGAGAAGCAACUGGUGCACAAGCUGUUCAAAGUGUUGGCUCCCCGGUACGAGCAGUACACGGUGUCCGCAACCCGAAUGUACAAAGCACCGAAAGACUACCCGGGAUGGUACCGACCGCGGGCCGUUCUGGAGCUGAGAGGGAAUCCCUAUCCACCGUUGGUGCCGAGCGUAAGCAGUAAUCGCUUUUUGCUGCAUAAUGUUUUGCUGGAUGAGGCACAGAAGGAGCUGCGUAAGGAAAAGUAUGCGGAAAUAGCGGAACAGAUUGUGGAAAAAGGCAAGCAGGAAGAAAGUGAUAGUACUAAAUGAUUUGUUCGAGAGUUAGUUUUUAAAUAUAUAGCAUUCAAUUAAAUGUUCGUGUUCAAAAAUUCUUUGCCCGUAGGCCCUUGCUAAUAUUAGCAAAAUUUACUUUCUUAUUUAUUCGACGGUUUUUCGAAAUCGCAAUCUAAAAGUUUUAAUUGAUCCGCAAU
Messenger RNA from Sabethes cyaneus, 809 nucleotides. RefSeq names its product 39S ribosomal protein L17, mitochondrial (gene mRpL17). Gene Ontology annotation, cellular component: ribosome; mitochondrial large ribosomal subunit. The transcript is spliced from 2 exons. The coding region runs from base 73 to 648 and encodes 191 amino acids. Lineage: Eukaryota; Metazoa; Arthropoda; Insecta; Diptera; Culicidae. Gene Ontology annotation, biological process: translation. The record is from RefSeq and is a predicted model, not a curated record. Gene Ontology annotation, molecular function: structural constituent of ribosome.